ACUCAACAUCAUAUACACAGUCGUAAACACGAUGAAGAUUUCAUCCAACCAUUAUUACUAUUUUGCAACACUUGCUAUACUCUUGAUCGUGCCAUCCGAUGCACAACUAUCUUCGACUUUCUACGACGAUACAUGCCCCAAUGCUCUGAGUACAAUCCGGGCCUCCAUCAGGCAGGCCGUGAACAACGAGCAGAGGAUGGCGGCCUCCCUUAUUCGCCUCCACUUCCACGAUUGCUUCGUUCAGGGGUGUGACGCAUCAAUCCUAUUGGAAAAUGGCAGCGGAGAAAGAGCUGCAUCGCUGAAUGCCAAUUCUAUUAGAGGUUUCGAAGUGGUGGAAGCCGCGAAGCAGGCAGUGGAGGCGAUAUGCCCCGGUGUAGUGUCGUGCGCGGACGUGCUGGCAAUGGCUGCGCGUGAUGCAACGGUGGCGGUUGGAGGGCCGUCGUGGACAGUGAAGCUAGGGAGGAGGGAUUCCCCCGCUGCCGCCACCAGAGCGCUUGCUGAAAACGAUCUUCCUUGCGUCACCGAUCGUCUCCAAACCCUCAUUGCCAAAUUUGCGAAAAAAAACUUAAACGAAAGCGAUAUGCUUGCUUUGUCAGGGUCUCGUACGAUUGGGCAGGCGCGAUGUGUGACAUUCCGGGAUCGGAUCUACGGCAAAGGCAACGAGCGCAUCGACCCGGAAUUUGCGAUGGCGCGGCGGCGCAACUGCCCAGAAAGCGGCGGCGACGAAAAUCUGGUGCCGUUGGAUGAGGUGACCCCGAACGGAUUUGACAACAAUUACUUUAGGAAUCUGUAUAAUAUGAGAGGUCUGCUGGAAUCGGAUCAAGUUCUAUUCAGCAGAGUAUUGACCGACAGCAUUGUGCUGGAAUACAUCGACAAUCCUGACAGAUUCUAUUCGGAUUUCGCCGCAGCCAUGAUCAAAAUGGGAGAUAUCGAACCAUUAACUGGUGGAGCUGGGUUAAUUAGAAGGACAUGUGCUUCCAAUAAUUAACACAUUUCAAAAUUCACUGUUUUCGAAUAAUUUCUUGUUAUACACCGUGUGCUGUAAAUCUUGUUUGUUUUGUCAAAGUGUAUUAUCAGUUUUUCAAUCAUACGUUGUCUUUACUUUCGUAGAAUUAUACUGUCUCCGUUUCAUAAUACUAUAGUCAUUUCGCCAUUUUGGUUGUUCUAUAGUAAUUGAGUCAUUUUUCUUUUUA
Molecule: messenger RNA, 1193 nt
Organism: Salvia hispanica
Lineage: Eukaryota; Viridiplantae; Streptophyta; Magnoliopsida; Lamiales; Lamiaceae
Product: lignin-forming anionic peroxidase-like
Biological process (GO): hydrogen peroxide catabolic process; response to oxidative stress
Molecular function (GO): peroxidase activity; heme binding
Source: RefSeq, a predicted model, not a curated record